Molecule: messenger RNA, 4068 nt
Organism: Colossoma macropomum (tambaqui)
Lineage: Eukaryota; Metazoa; Chordata; Actinopteri; Characiformes; Serrasalmidae
Gene: mknk1
Product: MAPK interacting serine/threonine kinase 1
Exons: 14
Coding region: 83-1450 (455 amino acids)
Biological process (GO): peptidyl-serine phosphorylation; intracellular signal transduction; protein autophosphorylation
Cellular component (GO): nucleus; cytoplasm
Molecular function (GO): calcium/calmodulin-dependent protein kinase activity; calcium-dependent protein serine/threonine kinase activity; calmodulin binding
Source: RefSeq, a predicted model, not a curated record
UUUCGCCUCACUUUCCCUCCCUGCGCGCCACUAGCAGAGAGACUGGCAGAGGCGGGCACGGCGCACUUUACAGCUUGCAGGGAUGGUGAGGGAGAGCCAGCUCCACUGCACGCGUCAGGUGACCAGAGAUUCUGGUCCUUCAGACAGCGAUGCAGGCCUCCCCCGUCUACCUCCUGCCUCCCGCUGUGCCUCCCAGACCUCUGCAGGCACAGCGGUGAUGGAGAGCAGUCAGCCAGUGAACAUUACAGACUCAGGAAUACGCAGGAAGAAGAAGCGCAGGACCCGAGCAGCGGACAGCUCCACAGACACAUUCAGUGAUCUGUACAGACUCACUGACGAGGUGCUAGGGCAAGGGGCCUAUGCUAAAGUCCAGUGCUGUGUGAGCCUACAGAAUGGCAGUGAGUAUGCUGUAAAGAUCAUUGAGAAGAUUGCUGGCCACAGUCGGAGCAGGGUGUUUAGAGAGGUGGAGACGUUAUAUCAGUGCCAAGGAAAUAAAAAUAUUCUGGAACUCAUUCAGUUCUUCGAAGACGAUAGCCGCUUCUAUUUGGUGUUUGAGAAGCUGAAUGGAGGCUCCAUUCUAACACACAUUCAAAGGAGGAAGCACUUUGAUGAAAGGGAAGCCAGUCGCGUUGUCAGGGACAUAGCUCAAGCUCUUGACUUCCUGCACACCAAAGGAAUUGCUCACCGGGAUCUGAAACCUGAAAACAUCCUGUGUGUAGAUGCUGACAAGGUGUCUCCUGUGAAGAUCUGUGAUUUUGACCUGGGCAGUGGAGUGAAGUUGAGCAGUGCCUGUACUCCCAUAACCACGCCGGAACUUACCACACCGUGUGGUUCAGCUGAGUACAUGGCUCCAGAGGUGGUGGAGGUUUUUACAGACGAGGCCUCAUUCUAUGACAAACGAUGUGAUCUCUGGAGCCUGGGGGUCAUCCUCUACAUCCUGCUUAGUGGCAGUCCGCCUUUCACUGGACACUGUGGCACUGACUGUGGCUGGGAGCGAGGGGAAACCUGCCGUGCCUGCCAGAACAACCUGUUUGAGCGGAUCCAGGAGGGAAAGUAUGAAUUUGGUGAUCGGGACUGGGCCCAUAUCUCAGACAGUGCCAAAGACCUGAUCUCCCGGCUGCUGGUGCGAGACGCCAUGCUGAGGCUAAGUGCAGCACAAGUCCUGCAGCACCCAUGGGUGCAGGGGAAUGCUCCAGAAAGAAGUCUUCCAACUCCACAUGUCUUACAAAGGAAGUUGAGCACUAAGGACCUGACUCAGUUCGCGGCAGAGGCCAUGGCCUUUAACAGGCAGCUGUCGCAGCAGGAUGAACAGCAGGAUGACAGUGGGGCCAUCAUGUGCUCCAUGAGACUCUCGCCGCCCUCCAACUCCAGGCUGGCCCGACGCAGAGCACAGUCCCUCGCGCUCCGCAGCACUAGCCAGUACCUAGCCACUGCGCAGGUGCCGGAGUAAGCCCAUACACUAUAUAAACACAUGUUGUAUGCUUAACACCUUUUUUCAGCUCAAGUGCCCACUCAAAAGCCAGCAUUGUUGAGUACUUGCUGCAUUUGGGCUUGAGUGACGUGAUGAUUACAUAUAAAUACACACACAAACACACAUUUGCGCAGCCUACACACAAUGUGCUCAGUACCAGCUGUGAGCAGAUGGCAGUGGAGGUUACGUUAACCCAAAAAGUAAAUACCUACUAUACCUACUUCAGUAUUUUCCACACUGGCUAAGGGUUAAUGCAGUUCUGCAAUUCACCAUUUAGCAUAGAUGUAGAGGAUAAAUUGAAAAAGUAAUAUAACCUGAACAUGCUUCUUCAGGUAGGCUUUGUAAGUCAUGUACAGCCGAGAUGUACCAUACAUGAUUGAAGCUGAUUUCCGUAUAUUUAAGUAUUUAUUACCAAAUAUUUGUGGCUGAAAGUUUAUUUUAGCCAACUACAGAGGUGCUUCAAUAGAAAGGGAAAAGACUUAUCUUGAUUUUAAUAUAGCUACUAAAAUGGUUCUUGGUUUACUUUGUCUUUGUUUUUGUUUUUUUGUUUUUUUUAGAUUUACCAUUUUAAAAUGUCGGCCCUUUUAGAAAAUGUUUUAUAAAGCACUGUCUUUUUGUUGCACGUUUGAUUGCUUUUCCCAUUUUGUGGUGUUUUGUUUUGUGGUUUAAACAAUGUUUCAGGUUAGGACUACGAUUCUGCCCAGUAAUUCUUAACAGCCAAUGUGAACAACAUUGUAAUGACAUUUGAGACUUAAUGCAUGACACCAUACUGCCUUAUUGCAUUAACAUACAAUGGGAAAAAGUGGUUACUGGGCCUUCAUAUCCAUAUUAAUUAUGUCUUACCUCAAAUACAGUUUGCACAUUGUUUUUGCACAUUUUUACUGCAAGCAGGGGUCUCUGCAGUGUUCUACCAGCAAGUAACAUGCUUUUUGUACAAUACUGCUUGUCAAAGUUUGAGAACUAAAAGUUAAUUAUUCACUUGUAAAGGUCAGUUCGCGUUGCACAGUUGUAUGUUUUUAUUUUUUUUCUUCUUCUAUGAAUUGUGUUCUGCACAUCUAUUUUUUCACUGUUUAUAGAGUUUUUAAUUUUAGUCUGUAUUUUUUUAAUGGUCUUCAAUAGAGAAUUCAUCUCAUGAACAAAACAAACUCAUUAUUGUGUCCUGAAAAAAAUGGGGGAGUUAAAUCCUUCUGCUGCUAAGCUGCAGUACUGUGAAAAAGUCAGAAGUCACCCUUCAUAUAUUUCAUUUCCAGUCAAAACUGUCAAAACAGUACAGUACAAGUUAUUCAUUUUUCAGGAGACAUUUCUGAGGAGACUGAAUAUAAGAUAAUCCAGUGGCAUAAGGAAGGGCAGAGUCAAAAGAAAGUAAGUGGGGGAAAAAAACAGACGUUUUCAAGUUCUAAAAAAAUGAUUAAAUGGGAUUUCUAACUACCAUGUAAGACCUGGUAGACCACCAAAACUGUCCCGUCAGAUAAACUGUACUCAAAGCUGUCAUCUUUCAGAGACAGGAGAAAAUUAAGCUCCACUCUUGCUUCAAAUCUAAAAAAAUCCAUGUGUUUCUGUCUAUCCUUUCACUGUGAGAAGACAACACAGUCAAGAAGCAAUUACUGGGAAAAGGAAACUGACAAACAAGAAAAAGGCACUUGACAGCUGAGAUGUGGAGUAGGAAAUCCCAGACCUCAGCAUCACUGAAUGUGUUGGGAUUACUUGGAUCUUGAAAAUCAGAAAAUGCAACCAAGUUCUAUGACUGAACUUUGUAGAAGUGGAAAAAUAUUCCUGUAGAAAAGCUGAAAGCGAGUCUUCUAAAAUGAAUGGAAGCUGUAGUCACUGCAACGGGUGGCACACUAAAUUUGACACUGAAUAUUUUGAUAUUGAAGCUUCUGUGCAAUUCUUUGACUUUUGCAUAGUACUGUACGUAACUGCUGAAGUGGUUUUGCCAUGGGAGCACUGGAACAUGCUCUUUUUCCCUAUCACAAACUAAUAGGAUCUCUGUUCCAUUCAUAUAAAUACAGUGUAUCCUUAACACUCAGUAAUGAGUCUACAUUCAUUAUUAAUAAGUCACUCAGGCAAGAGGAGUGUUAAGUUUACAAGAGGAUAAUAUCAGUUUAAAAAUUAAUGCUUCAAAUUUGGCUGACUGAAAGCCCUAAAGUGCUGAGCUGUCCUGCCUUUUGCCAGUGGUGUCACUAGAGGGCACCAUGUCUUCUUGCAUUUUAUUCUCUUGUGUUCACAGUUCAUGAGACACCAAACGGGCUGUCCUAUUCGUAUUUCAACCAGUGACCGGUCUCCUUCUUUAUUAUGUCUCUGGAGAAACUGGAUGGAUGGGUUGAUGAGUUGUUUAAAUUUGGUUGUAAAUGUAAAAGAGGGUGUUUUACAUUUUUAAUUGAGAAAAAAAUACUGAGUAAAAUACCAUGAUAAAUAAACCAGGCAUUUGCUCUGAAAUUAUAUGAAAGAGUAUUGCUUUGAGCUCGAUUCUAAAGCGCUUCUGUUGAAGCAGCACAUACAUAUCCUAACACUACCUUCCUCUACCUCUGUAAAAUAAUCGAAUUGUAAGUUGUUGGGUAAUUUACCACAGCAUGGUUGAAAUAAAUGCAUGAAAAACA